Messenger RNA from Pyrgilauda ruficollis (rufous-necked snowfinch), 3982 nucleotides. RefSeq names its product coiled-coil domain containing 80 (gene CCDC80). The transcript has 8 exons. Lineage: Eukaryota; Metazoa; Chordata; Aves; Passeriformes; Passeridae. The coding region runs from base 453 to 3311 and encodes 952 amino acids. The record is from RefSeq and is a predicted model, not a curated record.
CAGCAUCACAUUCCUGUGUUUUUCUUCAGCCUGGAAAAUAUAUUAGUGCUGGUGCUUUCCUCUCUGGAAACAAAGGAGCUAGACGGGACUGAGGAAGCAAGGAGCGGGGAGGAGGUUUGGGAAGUUUAAAAGAGAGUGACUUGGAGCAACCAGAAGUUCCCUUUUCUUAAAUGAAAUCCCUGCCUGUGUGGGUAACCGGUACAGCAAAAAUCCAGACCUGCAGGUAAAUGGAGAAGCAGAGAUCACAAAGGAAAUUUCCGCUAACCUCAUCCUGCCUGUCAAGAAGGUGAAGAAGAAAGUUAUAAGACGCACAACAGGCUCUGCGAUCUGUUGUGCUGCAUAAAGAUAAAUCACUGAACAACAGUAAAGCUGUAUGGCACUGGUCUCCUUUUAAAGGAAAAAGACGUGAGAACUCGUCUCUGGCAGGGGAACGUCCCUGAGAGUAUUGCACAAUGAACUGGAGGCCAGCUCUCAGCUUAGCCCUGCUGUGGGCAGCAUGGUUGGUGUGUGGCUCUGAGAAGACAGAGAGGCUAGUGGAAAGGGGGAGCCAUGGAGUUAGGAAAGUGCCCCUGGCUUACAGGGCUUCAAGCAGCCUCCUGAGAAGGUCUGGAGCAUCUCCGAGGAAUUCAAGCCCGAAUCCUCAACACCCUGUCACCAAGAGGGAUUCUUCAGCACCUCCAAAGCCACCCGCCAAUCUCCUGCAAGGGGAAGCACAUUCCCAGGCCAGGGGCACAGGGACCAGAAUGAGACUGGUACAGAGACUCACAGCUGCAGCCAAAUACCCCAAGUCCAAGAUGAUUAAGGAUGAAGGGAUAUCCUCUGCCACCCAGUCACGAGGGGUACAUUUCCCUUCAGGGUCAAGUUCUCCCAAUAUCCUGGCCAGCUUUGCUGGGAAAAAUCGGGUGUGGGUUAUUUCUGCCCCCCAUGCCUCUGAGGGCUACUACCGGCUCAUGAUGAGCCUGCUGAAAAAUGAUGUUUACUGUGAACUGGCUGAGAGGCACAUCCAGCAGAUUGUGUUGUUCCAUGAGGAAGGGGAAGAAGGGGGAAAAGUUAGAAGGAUAACAAAUGAAGGAAAAAUCCUGGAACAGCCACUAGAUCCUGCCCUCAUCCCUAAGCUCCUGAGCUUUCUGAAACUAGAGAAAGGGAAAUUUGGCAUGGUACUGUUGAAGAAAACCCUGCAAGUGGAGGAACGGUAUCCUUAUCCAGUCAGGCUAGAGGCCAUGUAUGAAGUCAUUGAUCAGAACCCUAUCAGAAAAAUUGAGAAGAUGAGGCAGAAGGGUUUCAUCCAGACAUGCAAAGCAGCUGGGGUGGAGGGGCAAGUGGUUGAGGAAGGCAAUAAUGGGGGUACCAUGCAGCCUGCCCAUGGCAGUGAACAUGUCCAGGUGUCAGCAAGGAAGGAGGAUCCAAGGAAGAGCAAUCAUCAACCAACAAGGGUCAAAAUAGUGAGGAAACCAAUGACAACCACAGUGGCCACUCCUCUGCCUACAGUAAGGACCACUACCCUCCCUCCCACCACGACUACUCGUGCCACCACCCAUGCAGUGACAACAGCCAGCCAGUCUACAACCACACCCCUGCCCAGCACACAGAGGACCUGGACCGUGAAGACACAUUCCAUCACAGAGUACCACAGGCUGCCAGGAGUUCCCGAUACCACCACACCACAAGUCACAGCCUCUGAAGACUCCUACUCUCCUGUGUGGAAAACAAGCCGCAGGGACCGGCAGCGCGGCCACCAAGAGAAACAACUGGCAGCCACACGGAAACCAAGCAAGACUGCCCGCUAUGACAGUUUCACAGAACUCCCAACGUCUCCCUCAGUGCACUAUACAAAGGCAAACGUGGGUAGAUUUAAAGAUAACAGAACUGACAGAAAGGACUUUAACCACAGGGACCUGAAUGUCACACCUGGGCAACACAAACCAACUAAGACAAAACCACCAAAAAAGAAGACGCAAGAAAAGAUACUCAGUAAUGAGUAUGAAGAUAAAUACGACCCUAGCAAGCCUGCUAGUUCCCAUUUAGAGGAACAGUUUGCAGUGGGAAAUAUUCCCCAAAAGAAAGGAAAAGAAUCAAAGAAGCAUGACCGAAUGGAUAAACCUGAGAAGAAGAAGAAGAAGGACAGACCUGACAAGCAGCAAAAGAGUGAGAAGCAGUCCAAGAAGGUCAAAGCUGAAAAAAAGAGCAAGAAGGACAAAGACCGCAGUAAGAAGAAGAAGGGAAGCAGGACUGAGAAUGAGGAUUUUCCCAAGUCUAACAAGAAGACUUUCCUACAGCCUCCCAGGAAAUCAGUAACUAACCUCCUGGAAUAUUUUGAAGGCAAGAGGAGACUCAUUCUGAUCACAACCCCCAAGGUGGACAACACCAUGUACAUACAGCAGCGAGACGAGUAUCUGGAGAGCUUCUGCAAGAUGGCAACAAGGAAGAUCUCAGUCAUCACAAUUUUUGGCACCAUGAACAACAGCAGCAUGAAAAUUGACCACUUCCAGCUAGACAAUGAAAAGCCCAUGAAAGUGGUAGAAGAUGAAGAUCUUGUGGACCAGCAGCUCAUCAGUGAGUUGAGGAAAGAGUAUGGGAUGACCUACAAUGAUUUCUUCAUGGUGCUGACAGACACUGACAUGAGGGUCAAGCAAUACUAUGAAGUACCCAUAGCAAUGAAGUCUGUGUUUGAUUUGAUUGACACCUUCCAAUCAAGAAUUAAAGACAUGGAAAGACAGAAAAAAGAGGGCAUUGUCUGCAAAGAAGAUAAGAAGCAAUCCCUUGAGAGCUUCUUAUCCAGGUUCCGAUGGAGAAGGCGCCUGGUGGUGAUCUCUGCUCCCAGUGAUGAAGAUUGGGCUUAUUCCCAGCAGCUUGCCGCUCUCAGUGGACAAGCCUGCAAUUUUGGUCUGCGCCACAUAACUAUCCUCAAAUUGCUGGGAGUUGGAGAAGACGUUGGAGGUGUCUUAGAGCUGUAUCCAAUUAAUGGAAGCUCAACUGUAGACCGAGAAGACAUCCCAGCUAAUUUGGUGAAAGACAUUCGGAAUUAUUUCCAAAUUAGCCCGGAAUAUUUCUCCAUGCUUCUAGUGGGGAAAGAUGGCAACGUCAAAUCCUGGUAUCCAUCUCCCAUGUGGUCUAUGGCAAUUGUGUAUGACCUGAUUGAUUCCAUGCAGCUCCGGCGCCAGGAAAUGACAAUUCAGCAGUCGCUGGGCAUGCAGUGCCCCGAUGAUGAGUAUGGUGGGUAUGGCUACCACAGCUACCACCAGGGCUACCAGGAAGGCUACCAAGAUGACUACCGUCACCAUGGAAGUUACCACCAUGGAUAUCCAUACUGAACAGAGUUACUUAGCCUCUGGCUGCCCCCGUGUCUGUCUUCCAAUAGCUAUCCAAGCAAUAUGUGGCCAGUUGCAGAAAAUCUUCCCAGGCCGCUUAGAUAUCCAUGCCUUGUUCUUCUACUGUUCAAUCAAGGGACUUGGGCCAUUUGCCUUCUCAAAAAAUGCAAAAGCCUUUACAGUGAAGCAAUUCAAACCAGUAGCAUUGAAGCUUUAAACAAUAAAGACUCCUUUAUAUUUUUAAACCUUUAUAAACAAAGGCCAUCAGGUGCUGUUUGUAUUAAAACAAAACAAAAGACAGCCCCAGCCAUGGGCACUACAGUAGGGUAGGAAACAAACUGUCCAACAAUGUGUUUUUUACUACUUUUUCUUAGGAGACAAAAAAAAGUAUAUUUAUUGGAAAGUGAGAUUUCAUUAUGCUUAUGAAGAGAAAAAAAAAACCCCACAUUUUGUGUCUCUCCCAGAAAAGAAAAAUUUAAGAAAGAAACAUGGGGUAUGCUCUUUAAUAACAACAACAGUAAUAAAAUCUUUUUGAAACAGCAUGUUUAAAAAGACAGCAUCCCUUCUAGAGUGCAUUACUAUUGUAAUUAGCUGCCUUUAUGAAUGAAAAUAAGAUUUAUGGCUAUGGCAGAACUUGUUCCAAUAGAAUACAAUGUAAAGUUCUUAACUACAAA